Molecule: messenger RNA, 2409 nt
Organism: Acipenser ruthenus (sterlet)
Lineage: Eukaryota; Metazoa; Chordata; Actinopteri; Acipenseriformes; Acipenseridae
Product: polymerase delta-interacting protein 2-like
Exons: 11
Coding region: 1-1182 (393 amino acids)
Biological process (GO): error-free translesion synthesis
Cellular component (GO): mitochondrial nucleoid; nucleus
Molecular function (GO): DNA binding
Source: RefSeq, a predicted model, not a curated record
AUGCCUUGUGCGUGGACUGAAAGUGUGCUGAACUCAAAAAUGGCUGCUUGCGUUUUGAGACGGGGUUUGCUCUCUGCACUGAAUAAAUAUAACAAAAGCAAUUCGUUAAGGGCUUUAAGUUUUGAAUACAGCGACAGGCACGACAUACACAGACUCAGGUCCCUGUGCGCGGUCUGUAGUUUGAAAACGCAACACUCACGGUUUCUCUCCUCAAGAAAUAGACCAGAGGGUAAAGUGUUAGAGACGGUGGGGGUGUUUGAGUCACUAAAGCAGCACGGGAAAUAUGAAACGGGACAGUUGUUCUUGCACAGUGUGUUUGGAUACAGAGGGAUAGUCCUGUUCCCAUGGCACGCCAGGCUGUACGAUCGCGAUGUUACCCCUCCUGCCCCAGAAAGCAAACCAGACAGCUCAGGAAGUCCCGGUUCCAAAGAGGUCAAGGGUAAAACACACACAUACUACCAGGUCCUGAUUGACACCAGGGACUGCCCGCACAUAUCUCAGAGAUCGCAGACAGAAGCGGUCACAUUUCUGGCCAAUCACGAUGACAGCAGAGCUCUCUAUGCUAUUCCAGGGUUAGACUAUGUGAGCCAUGAGGACAUCCUGCCCUACAAUUCCUCCGACCAGAUCCCCAUCCAACACGAGCUCUUUGAGCGCUUCCUCCAGUACAGCCCCUCCAAAGAUUCCAGUUCUUGCCCCGAGACGCCCCCGUUCACUGCCCGGGAUACGCUGCGGGCCUGGCAGGAGAAGAACCACCCCUGGCUGGAGCUCUCUGACGUGCACAGAGAGACCACCGAGAACAUCCGUGUCACAGUCAUCCCCUUCUACAUGGGCAUGCGGGAAGCCCAGAAUUCACACGUUUAUUGGUGGCGUUACUGUAUCCGGCUGGAGAACCUGGGAGAGGAAGUGGCUCAGCUGAGAGAACGACACUGGAGGAUCUUCAGCCUGUCAGGAACUCUGGAGACCGUGAGAGGCCGCGGGGUGGUGGGCAGGGAGCCGGUGUUAUCGAAAGAGCAGCCAGCGUUUCAGUACAGCAGCCACGUCUCUCUGCAGGCACCCAGUGGCCACAUGUGGGGGACGUACUCCUUCCAGCGGACGAACGGCAACCUCUUCGAAGUUUCAAUCCCGUCAUUUUCUCUCGACAGCCAGGAGCACCCCGAGGGACCCUACGCUUACCUUUUAUAAAAAAGAAAGAGAUUUCCUUUCAAUUGGUGCUAAGAAUGUACAUCCGUUUGUACAACAAGAAGCAAAGUAAUAAGAUCAGGUUUACAAUUGCUAUGUGUUCUCCCCAGCACAAGAACCGAGUUUGGUUUCUUAAACGUUUCUGUGUUCGUCCGUGAAUUCUGACACUCUUGGCAGGAAUUCCAGAGGUAACUAGGUUUUAAAUGUUUGGCUCGGGCUGCCUUCUGGUUAUUUUAUUUAGGAAAAUGGUGCGCUUUGUGUGCUGGGUCCAGAGAUUUGAAUGGUUUGAUUGGGGGGGGUCAGUCGUCUUCCAUGUGUAGAGGUAGAGCAGGCUGAUCUCCAGGGAGCAGCUUUACUAGCAGUCACAUGAUGCAGCACCCUGUCUUUUUACAAUAAUCUCAUUACUAACUGUUACUGCCUUUGACAGUCUACGUUGUAUUGUAUUUGAUCCGCGUUGGCUUUUUAAGACUAACGUGUGUUUUAAUGCCUGUAAUCGUGAGGUGGUUGUUCUCAUUAAUUUUGUUAUUUUAUAAAGGAAGCCCUGUAUUGCUUAAAGAAGCUUCUAACACUCACAGAUGUCAGGAAAUACAAUCUAACACAAAUAGUAUGUGUUCUAUAGUAACAUGCACUGUAUGUGUCAUUUUCUCUAGAAACUCCUGUUUUAUGUGCAUUGGGUAAACACAACUUUAAACACUAGUGUAGGGUUGCAAGGAUCAUUCAAAUUAAUCUGGAGUUUUGAGGCUCAAGUCUUGAUCUUGUGGGUGUGUGUGUUUAGGUCAGUAUUCAGCCCCGUCUCCAGUUUACUAACUUUUCAAAGUUAAUUCUGCGUAGUGACAGAAGUAAAAAAAAAAAACAAUCUUUACAACUUUGUGUAAAUAAUCUUUACACCUUUAAGUGCAAUUUGCAUCGUUUUGUGUGAAAGGAUAUUAAAAGCUGAUGUUAUAAAAUUAAGAAAGGGCACAGAAGUUUAAUGUAAGAAUGAAAGUGUAACGAAGUUGCUGACUAGUUUCAUGACACUAUUUUUAAAACAGUCUCUGAAUUAAUAUUGAAAAGCUUCGAUUGCACAAACAGGGAGGCACAUCUGUACUGAAUCCAGUAAAAGCUGUGAAAUGAAUACUCUGCUGUUGUAUCAGUGCAGUAUAAGUAUAUAAGCAAGCUGUUUUCUAAACUGUAUCGACAUUUAUUUGUAUCAUCAGAAAACAGAAAUAAAAAGGUCUAAUUCAUCAGUCA